AUGCCCUUGCGAAGGAAAUUGAUCCCUUGUUGGGGAAAAUCCUUGGUAAAAGACAACGCUGAUUAUGAAGUUCCAGAUGAUCGACGUUUAAUUAUCGAAAACAUUUUCAUAAAAACUCUUUCCGGAGAGACCAUAACGUUAAGAAACGUUAACGCGAAUACCUCCGUACGUCAAUUGAAAAAUGAAAUUUAUAAAACUGAACGAAUCCCACCGGAGGAAAUAAAUUUACGUUAUAAUAAUAAAACACUUCAAGACCAUCUAACGUUAAAAGAUUAUGAUAUCACAAAUGAUUCAUUAAUUUAUUUGACUUUGCUAUUACGUGGAGGAGGAUCUAUUACAAUUUUUGUCCUUGAUCGGAAUUUCUUGGACCCUCCUUUUGAUUAUGAUUUUACCAAUAUACAAAGUUCCAAGAAAUAUAUGCGUGGAAAUUUCAAUUAUAAUCGACCAUAUGGAUGGAGACGUAUCGCGUUAAAAGUUCUUGAUAAAUUUAAUGACAAUAGUUGGCUUGGGGUAAAUAAUAGGGUAACCAGCUUUGAUUCUGUGAAAGAUGAAUGGAUUGUUAGCUACCAUGGUACCACAAAACGUAAUGCGAAUUCAAUCGCAAAGGAUGGAUUUGAUUUGAAUUUAAUUAUGAGGGAGAGACAUAAUAAAGUCGUGUUUCAAAAUCGUGUGAAACCUAAUGCCUUUAAGAUAGCAAACUUUGAACAGUAUUUUGUUACUAGUAAUGACAGAGAUAUUCGACCUUAUGGUCUUUGCAUUAAAAAAGCUUAA
Funneliformis mosseae is the source of this 771-nucleotide messenger RNA. Lineage: Eukaryota; Fungi; Glomeromycota; Glomeromycetes; Glomerales; Glomeraceae. The record is from the annotation of a GenBank genome assembly.